AUGCCUCAGUCUCAGCGCAAGUCCGUCCGCUUCGUGGACGCUUCUGCCAUUCCUCGAACGCCAUCACCCUCGUCCUCGACGGCAUCUUUCGGCUCGUCGCCGGGACCCUGGACCCCUCCUCAGCUCCCUCACCAGCCCUUGCCGUUCAUCACCAUGCGCGCCGAAUAUCCUCCCUGGACAUCGCAUCAGCAUUACCCCUCGCCGCCCGUUGUACCUGUCCAUAUAUCACCACCCAAGACUUACUCCGCUCUUCGCUCUGCUCCCGAGCUCGUUCUGGACCCACUCCUCCGGCCUUCGACGAUCACCCUCGGCGGCAUCCCCAACUCUCGCUCGCGCUCCACACUCACGACCGCCGACCUCGCCUCGCCCGCUGCGCGCCACGGCCCACGGGGGUCCCGUCCCCGUUCGCGCUCCGGCGAAUGGUCCUGUCUUCCCGGGCUUCCUCUCUCCGUCCACUCUCCCCCCCCGCGACCGACUUGGACCUCGUACCCACUCGACUUCCUCACCGUAGGCGACGUCCUCGACCAGCUACACCGCGAACUGCGCACGUCGCUCCCGACGCGCGAGUACGGCGCCCUCCCACCGCACGUGCGGAGGCAGGCGGACAAGGCGUUCGAGAUGCGGCACGGAGCCAUCCGGGAUAGGCGCGAGAGGGAGCGCGAUCGCGGAUUCGGGGUGCGCAAGGUUGAUCUGCUCGGGGAUGUGCGAGCAUUUGUUGGAUUGAGGCCGGCGACGCCGCGGGAGGUUCCGCUUGGGAUGGCGCCUGAUGAGGUGUUUGUGGUGGUCAUGGAGACCUUGCGGUGA
Messenger RNA from Epithele typhae, 804 nucleotides. RefSeq lists its product as uncharacterized. The record is from RefSeq and is a predicted model, not a curated record. The coding region runs from base 1 to 804 and encodes 267 amino acids. NCBI's taxonomy places the organism in Eukaryota, Fungi, Basidiomycota, Agaricomycetes, Polyporales, Epitheliaceae. The transcript is spliced from 2 exons.